CAUGACCUUUGGGGCGCAAUGAAGGAAACUGAGGCGGGGUUCUGCUUCCGAGCUCCUCUCCCUGUUUGUGACUUGGAUGAUGACGUACCGCUUUAUCCUGACACGAAACGAUUAAAGUUAUGCUCAUCUCGUGUCUCAAGUGUUUACGAGCGGAUCUUCAAUCGGAAUUGUCGGGAUCUUAGUGGGAAAGACAAAAGCAACAACAUAACAACUUAUAACGGUUCUUCCUUUAGAAAUCUAACACUUUCGAUCAAGUGUUCACUUGUACAUGAUACCUAAAGGUAUAUGGUCUUAUUUGUGGUGCCAAGUAUCCAAAAGUUAGUCAACGUUCAGGUAACUCAUCAUCAUCAUCACUGCACUUACUAACUCUUCCAAAUCUACUACAUCGCUACACCUUAAUCUGGUAUCUAUCAUAACAGUAGUCUUAUUUUCAGUUGCAUUAUUUUCCUGCUUUGAUCGUUUGCUGUCAUCAUCUAGUGAUUAGAAAGAUGUUAAAUAAUGGAAAGUAAUCCACUCAAACUCGAAAUAUUUCUUCACGUAUUUAUCAUGCCAUAUUAUCAGCAUCCCCUAACGGUAAAUUCUGUUUCAGCUACCAUCCGUGAGUUUGAAGGCAUUUAAUCGGCCUGGUGAUGUUUGUCAUUAUUUCCUACAAAGUUUUGUAUCCGAUAAUCGUAUUUACUCGCAAAAAAUGAAGCAGUCAUCCGUUUUCAGCUCUACUCCGUUUAGUGGUCACACAAAGUCAUCUCUAGAGAAAAAUCACAUCUCAUCUGAAAGGCAGAUAUAUCAACGGUUGUUAGAUAAGGCGUCAUCAUUUUCCCGAACUCCUACUGGCAAACCUACAAAUAAUGCAUGUGGUCCCAUCACUAUAAAUCUUGACGAAAUUAAAGAUAAUCACUAUUCUUUAUUGCGACAAUGUAAUCUUUCUCCAAUUCUUCCAAGGAACCGAAUCCAGCGAAUUGACGACGCUAGCACAAAUCAUCAAACUGUCUCUAUCCCAUCUUCAGAUACCAGUGACUCGAAAACUCGUGCCUGGCUUGAAAGUAUUGCAGAAUCUCCCUACUUAUCAGAUAACUGGCUUAACAACUUGACCUCAAGCUAUCAGGCUAAAAAGAAUGAACGUGAACGUGACUAUGAGUUGGCGAGAGCAAACAUACGAUUUUGGGAGAAGCAGCGUGCUUCAGCUGAAAAAGAGCGUAUUGACAAUCUUGAACAGAGACUUGCUUGUUUACUGAGAACACCUCCUAUUCUGGAAGAUCCAUAUUUAGUACCUCAACCUAUUCCCAUUGAACUGCCAUAUAAACCUGUCAAAGUUAAAGAACCCAAAGUACCAGCUCUUCCUGUUUUAACUGCACCUCAACUAGCUGAGAUUGAAGCAGCUCUUCGUACUGGUUCUCCAGAUGAAGUACUUGUAGAUAAAUUUAGAUUAGUUAUUACGCGUCGUGAAUUAAUGACAUUAACUGGAACAAAUUGGUUAAGCGAUAUGGUAAUCAAUUUCUACCUACAAUUGUUACAACAUCGAAGUCAACAUCAAACAAAUCUUCCUCGUAUCGCUGUUUUAUCAACAUUUUUUUAUGCAAAGUUAACAGCACCAAUAGGUGGAGGUUAUUCAGGAGUACGACGUUGGACACGACAAUCAAAAUUAUUUGAUCAAGAUAUUGUACUUAUCCCAAUUCAUGACAGAGGAAUGCAUUGGUGUUUAAGUUGUAUUGAUUUACGUGUCAAAACGAUAACAUAUUACGAUUCCAUGGGUUCUGGUAACAUGAAGUGUUUGGAACAGUUAAUGGAUUAUUUGAAAAAUGAAUCAUUAGACAAAAGAAAUGUUGAACUGCCAGAUCCAGAUUCUUGGAAACUCGUUAAUACAGAGGACACUGUGCCUCAGCAGUACAACGGUUCCGAUUGUGGUGUUUUCCUCUGUACAUUUGGUGAAUUCAUCUCUCGUGAUGCUUCAUUUACAUUUAGUCAGGAUGAUAUGCCAGGAAUACGUAAACGUAUGAUGUAUGAAAUAUUGACACAACAAUUAUUAACUACAAAUUUCAAAUUAAUUGAUGAUGAUAAAUAAAUAAAGAAAGAAAAAAACAAAAUGUUUUUGUUUUAAAUAGAGAUUCUUUUUUCUGCAAUCGUUGUUCUUUUCUUUUUUUCUUUCUUUCUUUUUCUUCUCUCUGUUGUAUUGUAUUGUAUUGUAUUGUAUGUAUGUAUGUAUGUAUGUAUGUCUUUUGUGUCUUUGUUUUCCCCUUACAAAUCUGUACACAAUACCUUUUAUUUAUAAAAGAGUUUAAAAACUUUAUUUUUGUUUAAAAAAAUAUAUAUUCAUAAUAUUCUAUUUCUAUUUAACUGAAUAGAAAGAAUUUCGCUUGUUUCUAUGGAGUUUUGCCUACUUGACUAUUACAUAAUGUUGUAACUCAUCAAAUUACAUGUCUAUCUAUACGAGUUUGAGCGAG
This is a messenger RNA of Schistosoma intercalatum, 2438 nucleotides long. The record is from the annotation of a GenBank genome assembly. Lineage: Eukaryota; Metazoa; Platyhelminthes; Trematoda; Strigeidida; Schistosomatidae.